This is a messenger RNA of Zygosaccharomyces rouxii, 1245 nucleotides long. It is a transcript of the gene NSA1, whose product is annotated as ribosome biosynthesis protein NSA1. The coding region runs from base 1 to 1245 and encodes 414 amino acids. NCBI's taxonomy places the organism in Eukaryota, Fungi, Ascomycota, Saccharomycetes, Saccharomycetales, Saccharomycetaceae. Gene Ontology annotation, cellular component: preribosome, large subunit precursor; nucleolus. Gene Ontology annotation, biological process: ribosomal large subunit biogenesis. Gene Ontology annotation, molecular function: protein binding. The transcript has a single exon. The record is from RefSeq and is a predicted model, not a curated record.
AUGCGUUUGUUGAUUAGUUGUGUUGACGGAGGCUCUUUGAAAGAAGCUGUGUGUGGUGUAGGAACCGAUAGUUCUGUACAAAAUGCAUUGCAACCUCUGAAAUUGGAAUCUAUCAAUUCUGAAGGGACUGGUAACUGCGUGGAGAUUAUUCAUAAUCUAGGUGACAAAUUUCUACUUGCUAGACGUAAUGGGAACGUUGAGUUAGUUCAUUUUGAGGAAGAAUAUGAGUUGAAAGAUAAAAUUAGUGAUUUGUUGGACGAUUCGAGAUUGGAACCGUUUUAUGCCAAGUCUAAGAGCAGAGUCAAGCUUAGAGAUGCGUUUAUUAUGUUGCAACCGUUGAGAAAUGGACAUUUUCUUGUUGUGACCAAAUCUGGGUUAGUUCACAUUUUGAAAUUAAACCAAGAUGACGAUAAAAUUGUUAAAUUAAAGACAUGGGAAGUAAAGGCACCUUUGGAUUUUGCUCAGUUGUGUGACAACUGGGAAGAUCAAAAGAGUGGUAAUUACGUAUUUGGGUAUGGUGGUGAAGAGAAUCAGAUUAAGCUAGUAGAGAUUGAUGCAGAUUUUACCAAUUUGAAGCAGAUUUGGGAAGCUAAAAAUGUGAAGAAUGAUAAAUUAGAUAUGAGAGUGCCCGUAUGGCCAACUGCAAUGAAAUUUUUACAGCCUCUCAAAUCAGAUAACGUUGAUAAAGCAAGCUUAAAUCUCCAAUUCGUGGUUAUUACUCAUUGGUCUCAUUUAGCACACUAUAGCACCCAGCGUGGUAGAAGACCGAUGGUUUAUAAGCAGCUGUUUGACAACAGGGAACCUUUGGAAAAAUUAGAAAUCAACGACGAAUCCACUACAAGUUUGGGUAACAUUCCCACUGAUAAAUUUCAAAAUUUUGCCCUGAUGACCACUGAUACGAAGAAAAAUGUAUAUAAAUACGAUGUUAGUGGACGUUUAUUGGCAAAAUUGGGAAAUGGUGAUAUCUCUGGUGCUGUAUCAUUUGUGAAAAAGGUGGAGCCUGGCUAUAUUUUGCAAGGAGGUCUAGAUAGAUACGCCAGAGUCUUUGAUGCAUCUACCGGUGAAAGACUGGUGAAAAUUUACGCUGGUGGUAGUAUCAACUGCAUGGUCGUUCUCGACUCUGAUAGAUUGGACCCCGUUCAGAGGGAAAGAAAGGAAGCUAAGAGGAAACCGGUAGAUGAUGCGGAAGAUGCUGAGAAACUAUGGAAACAAUUAGGCAAAAAUCCUAAAAAAGCGAAGAAAUGA